Eucalyptus grandis is the source of this 1051-nucleotide messenger RNA. RefSeq lists its product as uncharacterized. Bases 258 to 833 code for a protein of 191 amino acids. NCBI's taxonomy places the organism in Eukaryota, Viridiplantae, Streptophyta, Magnoliopsida, Myrtales, Myrtaceae. The record is from RefSeq and is a predicted model, not a curated record. The transcript has 5 exons.
GAACGCAUUUUCACGCCUAUCUUUUUCUCUCUUUAAGACGUGAAGAACGGGGAUUGAAAAGACCGUUAGUUGCUCCCCAUAAAAAGCCGACGAAGAACGACGCCGAACGACGACGACGACGACGACGACCGAUCUCCUCUCGAUCUCCUCUCGCUCUCUGCAUUCCGAGAUCGGACUCGAAGGAGGAGGAGGAGGAGGAGGAGAAGAGGAAGCGUCGUCGGAGCGACACCGAAUCCAAUCCGAUACGUCCGCCGGCAAUGAGAGGGAUGCUGGUUGAGGCGGCGGCGGCGGCGGCGGCGGCGGCGGCGGUGGCGGCGUCUGGAUCGUCGUCGACGGCGGCGUCGUCGUCCUCGUCGGCGCCGCCGGCGUCGGCGUCGGCGUCGAUCUUCAACAACUACGCCCUCCUCGCCGCUUUCGCCGCGUUCGCCAUCGCUCAGUCCAUCAAGUUCUUCACCUCCUGGUAUAAGGAAAGGAGAUGGGAUCUCAAACGGCUCGUUGGAUCUGGAGGGAUGCCAUCUUCUCAUUCUGCGACCGUAACAGCUCUCACAGCAGCAAUUGGGUUUCAAGAUGGCUUCGGAGGAACAACAUUCGCCAUCACAUUGAUCUUAGCAUUGGUGGUGAUGUAUGAUGCAACUGGUGUUCGGUUACAGGCUGGACGUCAGGCAGAGGUGUUAAAUCAAAUUGUAUAUGAACUUCCUGCUGAGCAUCCCCUCGCCGAGAGCAGGCCACUGCGUGAACUUCUAGGCCAUACUCCUCCUCAGGUCAUCGCUGGUGGGUUGCUCGGAAUUGUUACUGCAUCUGUAGGGCAUAUGAUCAUCCUGGCAUGCAGCUGAUGUUACUAACCAGUCGAUUGUGCAGAAAUCCGAAGCACUGCGCUUCAACAUGUAAAAAACUCAAGCCGAGGUCACAGAUGGAAGGAUGUCCAAGCACAUUAACUCCUUUCUCAAACAUGUGUUUCUUGAUGCCUUAAUUCAGCAUUUGUUCCUGAUGAACUUGACACUGUAAAAUAGUACAAAAUGAAAGAUUCAAAGAUUGAAUACGGUUGCCGUCU